Messenger RNA from Schistosoma margrebowiei, 7935 nucleotides. The record is from the annotation of a GenBank genome assembly. Lineage: Eukaryota; Metazoa; Platyhelminthes; Trematoda; Strigeidida; Schistosomatidae.
GCAAGUAUCAACUUUGUAAAUUUGGUUCAAAACCGAUUGGUGUGUGAGUGUUGGUUCAUUUUUGUGGAUGGUUCUCUUUUCGUUCAAUGAUAAUAAGUGUUAAAAGUGGCUGUUGUCGUCCAUGGAAUCACCUGAGAAGCAAACUCCCAGGUCUAGCAAUGCAUUUAAAAACCAGCCUGGGCGAGGUCGAACUGCCUCACACGUCAAGAGGUCUAAUGAUAGGACAAGUCGUUCAAUGGCUAGUAGACGUACAUCUGUAGACUCAAGGAAAAAAAGUAAUCCCAAAUGUAGUAGAGGAAAAGCUUAUGCUAAGGUGAUUACUAUGUUUAAAUAUUCAGUGAUGUAUACACUACAAUCGCCUAGUAACUACAAUCAACUAAGCCAGUAUGUUUUUUGUUUGCUGGAACAUUUAAUGGAACUCAGUGAGUAAACAUUUUCUCACCUCAGAAUGAAAUUACGUUUGUAUACUUAGAAGUCACGUUUUACAUAGUCGCCAAAAUCGUUUGCGUUUCGUCUGCUCAGAUGGGUAUUACCUAGAGAGAAUUUAACGAUCGCGAUAGACAUUCGUCUUAGCAAUCCCCUCUCCAAUUAGAGAGAAAUUGAUGUCAUAUGGUGUAUGGGAGCGUAGAAUUUCCUACUUAUCAGUCAACCAGUAGGCUGCAGGUCCAACCCUUUCUCCACUUCAUUUGAAGCAGUCAGGUAUUAUCAGCUUUUACAAAACCUAUGUGACUCAGUCAAAUACCUUUACCUGGUAAAUGAAUUACAUAAUUGUUGUUACCAACCGGUUCCAAAUAAUAACUUACUCCAAUAUGUAAUGCUCCCAUCUUAUUUUUAUCUGCGAAUAAUUUCGGCUGUUAAAAUGCAAUGAAUUUUCGCAAGAUCUCGCUUAAAUAUUGUCGCUUUUGAAUCAGAUGUUACUACACUACGACUUCAAUUAGUCAUUCAGUUUCGUGGCCCACAAAUUGGAUCAUUUCAUUACUUUUUUAGUAUCGAAAUCAAUGUAUUCCUAAUCCCUAUUGCAUGUAAAGUUAUGUUCUGGCAUUACUUAACCCUGAAUUUUACGAUUUAUUAAUUCUUAAUGAUUGCAUACCCUUGUUUAUUGCUCCAGCCCGUUUGCAAAACUUAUGAGAAAUGACUAUGUGAUUCCUAACCAUGGAAACUCAACUAUCUAUUCAGCUUACGAUCUCACGGUCUAUCUGAAAGAACAAAAAUAUAAGUACAUAUAGAUCUAUUCACCGAAAGCUGAAUAACAAACAUCAACUGUCUUGCAUAACGUGUAUAUGUUAUGAUAAAAGACUUUGUAAGAGUAAAAUCAGUCAUUAACUGUGGCAUGUGCGGAAAUAAAUAGUCGUCGCAAAUGUUUUUGUUUUUACAUUUGAAAUUAUCAGCUUAAUUUUUCACAUACGUAUUCACUUUUUUCCGCCUAAAAUUGUGUAAAAUGUGAUUGUUGUCAGAUUAUAUGCUGAAAAUUCUGUUCUGUACCUACACAUUUUGUAACGAGGAAGGUGAUUAUUAUUUACUAGUAUUCUAAUCAGUGAAGAUAUUCUUGGUUAGCUUAACAUCCGAUGAAAUGAUGUAUGUUAAAUCACAUAUCUAAGUGUUUUUUAAGUGCUCUCAGUUAUCAGAACUUCGUUGUACUUAAUCGCACUACCUGGCUUAAAUAGCACAUUUUGUUGUCAGUAAAUGUAAUCAGUCUUAUUGAAGCCGCGUUUAUCGCCAACUGAAAGUGGCCAGUUCAAGUUAGUGCAGAAGUGAAGUGUGCUGGCUGAAAAAUUAUACAGGUUAACGUUGCAGCGAUAAAACCAAGAGUAUUUCAGACUAAUCUGGCCACUGUAUCUUCUUGUGAUACAGUAUUCUGCGCUUAUUCUAUGCCUUAUUUCCCUUAAAGUCAAGUUACCUGAAUGUCAAAUACCUCUCCAUACCAUUGACAUUCAUUUAUUUUUUUCAUUUUAGUUUACUUACGAUACUUCAGUGACCCUGGCAGUUAUGCAAAGAUGCAAUAAUUCAUUUAGUCACAACUUUUUAUUUUAAUCUCAUUGGGUAUGUCUCGAGAAAAUAAGGAAACUGAGUAUAUAGAUCGAUUGUUUACCAAGCCCAUAAUGCUUAAGUGUAUAUACUUUCGACUUAGUAGUUAAGGUGUUCGACUUUCCGCCGCCAAGUCUCGGAUCCGAACCUCAUUCCACCUUCAGUUUGGGUGGUAGGAUAGUAUCACUAACACCAAAGUACCCGGUGAAUGAGUUAAUUGUUAUUAUCACAUAUUUCUGGAUACUACUGCUACUAUUCAUUUCAAAGUACAUGAUUUUUGAACUGUAUUAAUGAAAGUAAUUUUCUAACGUUGAAUGGUAACAAAUUAGACUCAUUUUUCUUUUUUGUAGCUUAUUCAAACCAAAUCUCAACGUAGAAUCCCGAAUGGUCGUAUUGCUAGCCGUUCUUCUGAUUUGUACAGGUUAAAAUGCAGAACUUCACAGGCUGUGUAUGUUAAUAAACGACCAUAUAGGCGUCGUAUUCCAAAUGUCAAUUCUCAGGCAAAUACUUUACCACAAACUAACUCUGAGUUUGGUAUCAUUCCUAAUGAUGAAAACCCAGUUGAUCAGGUUCAAUCGGUCAGUUGUUCCAACAGACCAACAGGUCUUAGACGAAAAUACACUCGACGCAAUUCAUCUUCAAGAUUUUCUUAUACUAGAAAACCUAAUGCUAGAAGUACGCAGUCCAACUACACUAACUCAAUUGUUGACUUUAAUAACUUGGUUAAAAAACAGGAAGCAUUUGUACGGGCUUUUGCUAUCCCAACACACUUGUAUAGAUAUCUUUCCCAUCGUCAUCGUGAACGUCCGUUAUAUCUGGACCGUAAUCUCAGCUAUUUGAUGCCAAAUCCAUCCCGUAAACGGUCGUCUGGUUCACGUCCAAGCAUAAACAGAAUUGUAGAACGUCUAAUUGAAAGACGAAAAGAUUGCAGACAGAAUGAUGAAUUGAAGGAUUUUAGUAAGUACUCAGAAUCCAUUUCGUCUUCCUCUUCAACGACUCCUGGUGAAUUGCCUCAAGAAUUAGAACUCGUUUUUGAAGGCUUUUACGAUAGUGAAAAAGAAGUGGAUUGGGUCACCGUGGACGCUUCUGUUAAUGUUCAUUUACGCUUUGGAUGGGCAUGGCGCCGUAAAAUAUGCCCAGAUGAUACAAUUUUAAAUAUAACGCCAAAUCCAAUUCGAAUAAAUUGUUACAGUCAUUCAACUGGUUACACUUCACUAGUUAACUCACCACCUACUUCUAAUAAUGAUAAUAGUAUUACUGCUACUACAAAUACGACCCAUACCACUUGUCGUUUCUCUUUAACCGAUCUAAUUAAUCAAGUUAAAUGGAAUACAUCUAGUGGUCGUUUAACAUCUGCUCAAUUGGAGUUACAUGUUUCCGCCACUGAACGACGUUGGUUAAAACGUCCCGAUUUAAGUCAUGGAGCAGUUAGUUUGAAUGGAAUUACUCCAAACAUUUCAAACAACUUAACAAAUCAUAUUGUUAAUCAUAUAAACCAUAACAAUAAUAGUAAUAAUAACCUAACCCAAAAUUCGUCUAAAAGUACUCAUACUGAUGGGAAAAACAACAAUAGCCGUGUAACAUUUAUCAAUGGUAAUCCAUUGCGUAAAGGUGGUUUAAGUUCAAAUUCUUAUCCAGUUCAAUAUGCUACAUCUCCAUUGCCUUUGAUCGUAUCUUCAGUUGGUUUCGAUAGUCCCAGUACCGGUCGUCAACUGCUUCUGACUCCUGGUUUAUAUGAAUUACGCCUUGGUGUAGACACGUCCGACGGCAAUGGUAGUAGUGGUGGAGUGAUGAAUAAAGUUGUGCCAUUAAAAUGUUUAGAUGACAAUGUAAGUGAAAAGUCAUAUGUUUCAGCUAACAACGACCAAGCAAGUGACACGUGCUCUAGUCAAGUUGAAUGGAGGCGCAUUCGGUUUCCUAAUUCUUCCACGGCACUAGAUGAGUAUUCUCGAUGGCCUCGUCUUCGGUUUUCUGUCAUAUGGCAUAAUAAAUUGGAAAAUAAUCAAAUCAUUUCACCUUGUAGAUCGAUGGAAACUCGAAGACAAGAUAAUACCCAUAUACAUAUGGAGGGUCGAUCCUCUCUUACACGUUCCAUGACAAGUUCUCAUAAUCGAGAUGUAAUCAAGUCUCAAAAUCAGUCUGCCACACCGCAUAAACAAAUAGUUUUGAAGGAGUCUUGCGACUCUUCUGUAUUCAAAGAUUCAAUCGGUUUAGAUAAAUGUCUCUCCAAUCGUGUACAACAAAGUCUCUCUGCUCAUUUUGGACCAGACGUUGAUAAGCCCACGUCUACGAAGACGCCACACUUAAUUCAUCCAAUCACAUACGGUUUUGUAUUCGGGGGUAAUUUACAACAAUGGUCUCAGUCCACUGAUCUUGUUUGUCCAUGGUGCCACUUAGAUUGUGCCCGUGCUGGUGAUAAAGGUCCUGAAGCCUUGAUUCUUCAUCUUCGAACUUGUCAUCCAAGAUUUCGUCUCAAGGUUAUGUGGGAUUCAUCACAUACACGGUUAAGCCUACAAGUUUCAUUAAAUGAAGCAUAUGACGGUUCAAAUGAUUGUGGUAUACGUAGAUGGUGUCCGAGCGGUCGAAAUAUUUUCAUUUUACGACAUCAUGUCAUUCCAUCAUCUGAUCAGUUAGUCGGUAGUUGUGCUGCCCUAGGUAUAAAUAGUAAUGCCAAACAGUCAGGUAAUCAAGGUCGUCAUUCUAUUUCGCCAACUGUGAUUGAUGCCACUGUUCGAAUUCGUUGUCCUGUUCGACGAUUGCCGUACACACAUUUGAUAUUUUGGCGUGGUGCUGAAUUAUCGACUGAUCAGUUACUUGAUCCUACAUUAUCGGUGCGACCUAUGGUCACUGGACAUAAUCGUAUUUAUUAUCAUACACGUACAUCCCAGCCUGUUCGUGCUUGUGAAUUUGAUGUGGACUCUGAAGCGGAAGAUGCUCCAGUCUGGCUUCGUCAACAUUAUCAACGUAAAGUGGAGGAGUUCACCGAUGUGAAUGCGGGUGAAAAACAAAUUAUGCAAUUGUGGAAUGCUUUACUACUAUCAAUUCGUCCAUCCGGUUUAGUAGUUUGUGACAGUCAAGUAUUAACAUUAGUCUGUCAAUUUAUACAUCAGCAUAGUCGAUGGAUUCAUAGACGACGUCUACGUACUAAUCUAUUGUUACAUUUAGUGAAUCUUGUUGAUUAUGGCUUAUUAUCAUCUAGUCAAUUACGUCAAUUAAUGUUAAUUCAUGAUAAACAUGUACAAGAAUUAAAUUCAAUCAACAAUACAUCAGUGAAUAAUAAUCACAUGAUUAAUACACAACCAUUAUCAUCUCCAUCAAACGCUUCAACAACAUCUUCCUUACCCGACUCUAAAUUAGUUAAUCAUCAUAUUAAUAAGUCGCAACCAAUUAUUCCACGUCUUCUUCAGAUGUUCUCUUCAACAUCUAAUUCAUAGUGCAAAAAAAAAAUUCAAUGCUGCUUACACUCUUGUUUCCCAAUUUGUAUACUCCUCCCUUCUAUGUAUGUAUGUGUCCGUGACAUUAAUACUUAGAAUAGUUCGAGAGACGGAUGUGUGUGUGUAUGUGAAUCGUUGCAUUUUUUUUAUUUACAGAUGUUUCCGUAUAGGCCAAAUAAAUUGUUUUUUGGAUUUCUAAUUUUUCUUUUUUUUUUACAAUGAAAUCAUACAAAACAGUAAUUAUUCUCACACAAUAAGUAUGUCCAUGUGUAUGUUUCUUCUCUCCUUAGAAUUAUGCUCAAUUUUUUCUCCACUUUUCAUCUUUCCUGUGUGUUUUGUGUCGUUAUUCAGUCGUGUAAAAUCUCAACAUCAUUUUGAUUGUUUUGUAUUUUUACAAAUAAAAAUUUCUAGAUUUUACAAAUUCCCAGGGUCUAUAUGUUUGUCUAUAAACUUACGUACGUACAACUAUAUAUAAUUAUUAACGAUAAUGUGACCGUUUUAAUUUUAUAAGCUAUUUGUAUUUCUGUAGUGUAUACAAGUGUUCCUUCCACUCCCUUUUCAUUGUUGUUCAUUUAUUGAAUAUCACUUUUUCCAUUCAACAAUUAACUAUCCUCAGGGGACGUUCAUCAGCUUGGUUCCUGGUAGUGUUUUUCGUUUUUUUCUGCUCUUUCAUUAUAAUAUAUAUAUGUGUGUGCUUUCUAUUCAACUAUAAUCUGUCUUUUGUAGCCUGUUCAUGUGCAUGUAUACACAUACGUUUGUGCCAUGCAUAUUAUUUCGUCAAUUGUAAUAACAAAAUCCUAAAAGUCUGUGCCUUCUUCAUAUUGAUGAUGAAUUUCUAAAGAAAAAAUGAUGAAGAGCUGUCUCAUAUUAUCAUUAUUACUAGUAUUAUUAUUAUUACUAUUAAUAGAAUUAUUCUUAUUAGAUUUUGUUUUCAAGAAUACAAAUGUACCAUGUAUGUGUGUAUAGGUAUUCAAUAACUUUCUUGUAUAUUACAAUUGUUUAUCUGUUCAAUUAUGAUUGUUUUCUAUUCUCAUGUAUAAUUCAACUGUAAAGUGAAAUGUGUAAUGUAAGAAAGAUAAGCGUAAAAAUAAUCAAGUUCAAAAACUCAUUUAUAUUGACAAGUGAAAGUAAUGUAAUUACUAUUAUUAUAAUUAUUCUCUAGGUAGGAUUUUUAUUGUCCAUUUAUGGUUAUUAUGACUACUAUUAUUUUUAAAUUUUUUUUUAGUAAGGUAUCUUCGUUUUUUUUCCUGCUCUGAAAUUAUCAGAAGUGCAAAGUAUAGUUUAAUGAAUAACUGACUUGUUUAGUCGUAUUUUUCUCCUGUCUAAUUCAAUGAACAAUGUAUAUUAUUAUAUCAUCAAAAAUAUUUUUCUAUUACUACUAUUAUGUAAUAACCGGUCACUGUCCUCGUUGUUGUUGUUGUUUUCGCUGUUGUUAUGAUUAACUCAGGCUUGUUUGUGUUUCGUACAUAUUAUGAUUGAUCUUAUCACUUUUUCUACUUCUACUCAACAACUAUUAGUUCAAUUAAUUUUUUUCCGACUUAACAUGUAGCUAUGAUUUUCUCUGUGUGUGUGUGUAUUUACUUUUUCCUUAGUAUAUAGGAUAAGUUUAUUUUCGUCUCGAUAAGAUUUUGGUCUCGAAUCCCUUAUUUCGGUUUGCUUAUUUACUUUGACUAUUCCGGAUGAUGACGACGCGUUUCAUUCUUUGUGUUUGUAUGUGUGUAUGUUUUAGGAAUAUUUAUUUGUCUCCCUGUCCCUCCUCCCUCUGCUUAUGAUUAUAGGAGUUUUUUGUGGCGCAUUGAAUUGUGCGAACACUUAUUCUUGUAUGAUUUGUUAAUUAAUUUUCUCCUAUGUACUUAGGAUUUAUACAUGUAAUACGUAUUAGCUUUAAUUGUCAUUGAAACAACUGAUGAGUACAUUUUUCUACAUACACAUAUAUACUUAAAUAUUUAUUUACUGUAAUGCCAUCUUUAUGUUUGUACGUGUUUUCUACAUUCUAUUCUCAUUUCUUUCUUUUUCAUACAAUCAUCUUUGCUUAUCUAUUCACAGGAAACUGAUUCCUAAUCUUGUCCUAUUUUACAUUCUUCUGGCAGCUACCUGUUCUUUUGUGUGUAUAUGAUACGACCAUGUUUGUGCGUGUAUACACACACGUACAACAUUCUUUUGAUAUCUGUAAGACUAAUGUUUCCUUUUUGAGAUAUUAUCCUACUAUGUUUGCUUAUCGAGAAAGUUUUGUAUGUAUCUGUGUAUGUUUGUACUCGUUCCAUCUCAAUUACCCUUUACAUUUUAUACUUUUUUCAAUAUGGUAAUCGUAACAAUUUUUUGUAAAAGAUGUUUCCAUCUACUUUUUUAUACCCAAAUGUAUAUAUAUAUAUAUAUAUAUAUAUAUAUAUAUAUAUAUAUAUAUAUAUGUUUAGUUAUUAAGAAGAGUGCUUGAUGCACUGUAUAGGCUUUUCCUAUUUCAAAAUAAAAAUUUCUU